This is a messenger RNA of Coniophora puteana RWD-64-598 SS2, 2002 nucleotides long. Its product is annotated as isocitrate lyase and phosphorylmutase. The coding region runs from base 105 to 1763 and encodes 552 amino acids. The transcript is spliced from 11 exons. Gene Ontology annotation, cellular component: mitochondrial matrix. The record is from RefSeq and is a predicted model, not a curated record. NCBI's taxonomy places the organism in Eukaryota, Fungi, Basidiomycota, Agaricomycetes, Boletales, Coniophoraceae. Gene Ontology annotation, molecular function: isocitrate lyase activity; methylisocitrate lyase activity.
UCGCAUCUUCCUCUUACCACAUAAUUCACGUUUCACCAAUGUUUUUGAUUUCAAGGACAGGUGCCAACCUACGUGCGCGCUCACUCAGGUUUGGGACACGCGCAAUGUCUUCCAUCCCGCCGACACUCCCCACUCAACCUCUCACUCCUGAGCAAGAGUCUGCUCAGCUCGAUGCACGGGUCACAGACAUCGAGUCCUUCUUUGCGACUCAGAGGUUCUCAGGGAUCAAGCGCCCCUACUCUGCUCGCUCCGUCGCCAUCAAGCAGGGAUCCGCGCCUGUCCUGCCUCUUCCAUCUGCUAUGCUUGCCAACAAGCUCUGGUCUCUCUUCACCGAGGCUGCUGGCCAGGGAAAGCCAAUACAUACCAUGGGUGCCAUCGACCCCGUCCAGAUGACUCAGAUGGCCAAACACCAACAGGUCGUGUAUGUAAGCGGCUGGGCAUGUAGUAGCGUCCUUACCACUGGCAACAACGAAGUCGGUCCUGAUUUCGGCGACUACCCCUACACCACCGUUCCAAAUCAAGUGCACAGGUUAUUCCGCGCUCAGCAACUCCACGAUAGAAAGCACUAUGAUGAGCGGAUGUCGGCACCUCCAGAGAAGCGUGCUCAGAUGGAGUACAUCGACUACUUAAGACCAAUCAUCGCGGAUGCUGAUACUGGUCACGGAGGCAACUCUGCUGUCAUGAAGCUUGUCAAGCUGUUCGCCGAAUCGGGAGCCUCUGCCAUCCACAUGGAAGAUCAGUUACACGGAGGGAAGAAGUGUGGCCACCUCGCUGGAAAAGUCCUCGUCCCUCCUUCCACGCAUAUUUCUCGUCUCAUCUCAAGUCGCUUCCAACUCGAUCUCCUAAUGAACCCCAUGCUUCUAAUCGCAAGAACAGACGCUGAGAGCGGGAAAUUGCUGAGCAGUAGCAUUGACCCUGCUGAUCACCCGUAUAUUCUUGGGACUACCCAACCUGGGCGUCCUCUGGCCGAGGCUAUCGGGCUCGCGGAAGCCAAAGGCGCAAGCGCAGAAGAGAUCAACCACGUCGAGGCCGUUUGGCUAAAGGCUAACCCUUUGGUCACCUUCGGGCAGGCUGUCCGCACCGCUUUGGCCAAAUGCUCGUCCCUUUCGGAAACUGGGAAAGACGUCGCGUAUGCGCGCUUCCUACAGGAAACUGAAGGAAGAUCCAACACUGACGCACGGGAGGUCGCAAAAGACAUCGUCGGUUCGGAUGUUUGGUGGAACUGGGACUUGCCCCGCACCAGGGAGGGAUACUAUCACUACACCGGUGGCAUAGAUGCGGCGGUCAGCCGUGCCAUCACCUUCGCACCAUACGCUGACCUUCUAUGGCUCGAGACUAAGAGUCCGAACCUCGAAGAAGCCCGGAGCUUUGCACGGAGGAUCAGAGAGAAGCACCCCAACAAGUGCUUCGUUUACAACCUUAGCCCGAGCUUCAACUGGGCGAAGGCAGGCUUCUCUGAUGCGGACUUGAAGAACUUCAUCUGGGAGCUCGGGAAAGAAGGCUUCGUUUUGCAGUUGAUUUCCCUUGCAGGUCUGCACAGUAACGCUGUUGCCACAGCUGAGCUUGCUGCUCGAUACAAGGAGGAUGGAAUGCUAGCUUAUGUCGAGCUGGUCCAGCGCAAGGAGAAAGAGAUUGGCUGCGACGUUCUCACUCAUCAGAAAUGGAGUGGCGCCAACUACAUUGACAGCAUUCUGCAGACAGUAUCUUCCGGAUCCUCGAGCACAUCCGCUCUUGGGAAGGACUCGACAGAGCACGACUUCUGAUGUGACUCAUUCGGUGACCUCAGGGUUCUCUUGCCUCCUUGGGAUGACGCGUAGAAUGGACUACUACUACCCAUCCAUACACCAAGCGUAAGUUGCUUCACACAGCUGUCAGACUUUGAUUUUGCGCUAGAAAGCCCGUUUGUGUGGCCACAAGUUUGAUAUCCUUUUGCAUACUCUUACUCCAUGUGCAUGUGCUAUACAUCUUCAAUCAAUCAACACAAUGGAAGACGACCUUUGAA